UGGACAGUUCUGAAGGUUGCUGGUGCUGCUUGAUCUAUGGUCUGCAAGGAAGGCCUAGUUAACAGACUGAAUAGCAAACCCCAGGCGGAAUGGCACUGAUGUUUGAGAUGAUGCUUUCCUGUGACUCUAAGCCCAUUUUGAGUGUUCUUAGUAACCUUUCUCCUCUGCUUUCCAGUUCCUGAAAUGUAUGGGUAAGACAACAUUGUGAAUCCUGGUAAGAAGUAUUCCCAGUUCAGAAACCUGGACACUGUUGAAGUGGAAAGCUGCCACUCUUGCCAUCUGUGUGAAGGCCCAAGGCUCCAGCAUUCUAGGGUAACUCAACUCUGUUCACCUCUCCUGAAGAGAACAGUAGCUGACUACACUCCUAGGCCUGAAUGUGCUGGAGCCUCAAUACUAAAGGGAAACUGAAGCAAGACACUGUUGUAGGCAGAGAGCAGAGCCAAGAAUGAACCUGGCUUGAGCCUAGGGAUCAGUCCUGUGUGAAGGCAGACAAGAGAGGGAGAGACUGGCCCAGGGAGCCAGAGAGAAACAUAGGGAAGGACAGGCACAGCCUAUCCUAGACCACCUCAUCAUGGCCUCCAAGCAGGCUGCAGCCAAGGGCAAGGGGGAGAAGCGGAAGCGAGUGGUGCUGACCCUGAAAGAGAAGAUUGACAUCUGUACUCGGCUCGAGCGUGGUGAGAGCAGGAAGGCACUGAUGCAGGAGUAUAAUGUGGGCAUGUCCACUCUGUAUGACAUCAAAGCUCACAAGGCCCAGCUGCUCAGGUUCUUUGCCAGCUCAGACUCUCGCCAGGCACUGGAGCAGCGGCGUACCCUGCAUACUCCCAAGCUGGAGCACCUGGACCGAGUGCUCUAUGAGUGGUUCCUGGUAAAGCGUGCUGAGGGCAUCCCUGUGUCAGGCCCCAUGCUCAUCGAGAAGGCCAAGGACUUCUACAAACAGAUGCGGCUGACAGAGCCCUGUGUGUUCUCUGGAGGGUGGCUUUGGCGCUUCAAGGCCAGGCAUGGCAUUAAAAAGUUAGAUGCCUCUAGCGAGAAGCAGGUGGCUGACCACCAAGCUGCUGAGCAGUUCUGUGGCUUCUUCAGGAGCCUCGCAGCUGAGCAUGGGCUGUCUCCUGAGCAGGUGUACAGCGCUGAUGAGACUGGGCUGGGCUGGCAGUGCUUGCCAACUUCUGCUCCGGAUGAUGGAACUAUGCCCCGCUUCAAACAAGCCAAGGACAGGCUGACUGUCCUAAUGUGUGCCAAUGCCACAGGCUCCCACAGACUCAAGCCCUUGGCCAUUGGGAAAGGUGGUGGCCCCAGAUCCUUUAGAGGUAUCCAGCACCUGCCUAUUGCUUACAAGGCCCAGGGUAAUGCCUGGGUAGACAAGGAGAUUUUCUCAGACUGGUUCCAUCAUAUUUUUGUCCCCUCGGUAAGAGAGCACUUCAGAACCAUAGGCUUGCCUGAAGACAGCAAGGCAAUUCUCUUGCUGGACCAUUCCCGAGCCCACCCACAGGAGUCUGAGCUCGUGUCAGAGAAUGUCUUCACCAUCUUCCUGCCUGCCAGUGUGACCUCCUUACUGCAGCCCACAGAGCAAGGCAUUCGCAGAGCCUUCAUGAGGUUCUUUAUUAACCCUCCUGUGGCCUUCCAGGGCUUCCCCACCCGCCACAGCAUGAACGAUGCCAUAGUCAAUGUGGCCUGUGCUUGGAAUGCUGUGCCUAGCCGGGUCUUCAGACGGGCCUGGAGGAAGCUAUGGCCUACGACUGUCACAUUCGCUGAAGGCUCCUCCUCUGAGGAAGAAGCAGAGUGCUGCAGCAUCAAGCCUCACAAUAAGACUUUCGCACACAUCCUUGAGCUCGUCAAAGAAGGUCCCUCGUGUUCUGGCAGCAGGCUUCAGAACAGCAGGGCAGAAGAGCAGAGUGUGGCAGGGAGGGACAUGGAUGAGGCCCCUGCUGUUGUGGCCUCGUCCCAGGCCACUGGGCGUGCAGAAAAGGCAGAGAGAGGUGCUGGUGACGACGAUGAUGAGGCAGCCUGGGAGCAGGCAGCCACAUCCUUUGAGGCACUUGUGCGCUUUGCAGAGCAGCAGCCGUGUUUCACCAUGCAAGAAAUGGGGCAGCUGCAGGCGCUGCAUACGGUGUUCAGGAGUCAGCAGCAGUUGAGGCGGGCCCGUGUGACUCUCAGGGCUGUCAUCAAACUCGAGGCUCUUCAAGAGCACCCUGGUGUGUGUGUGGCCACAACCCACUCUGCCUUGCCCUGCUCAUCCGCAUCAAGUGACAACUGAUGAACCUUGCCUGUGCCUGCUGACCCUGCAGCUCUGCUCUGUAGCACGUUCAGCUGUGGGGCUCAGACCGUCUGCUAGGCAGGAGACAAUACUCAGACGAGAGCAAGCAUGACUCCUUGUCUACACAGAGGGCUCCUUGGGUUCUAGCUAGUGGUUUUACUGUAUCUCCUAGGACAGGUGUGCAUUAUUUGAAUGGCAGGAGACCCGUGCCCUAUCCCUCAGUGCCCUGGAGCCUCCCCUAGUUGCAUCCGGGUCCAGUGGGCCGGAUCUGCCUCUGGUGUUGGAAGACUGAGCCACAUUAUCAGGUUGAAGUGCCUUGAAGGGUGUACCUCCAGCCCUCGGGAGGCUGGCUUUCCCCAACCGGUGGACCCUAAGCCGAGUCCUGGGGCACUGGCUUCAGCUCCUGACCUCAGUGCUCACAUCCCCCACUAGUAAUUAGUUGCAUAGUCACAUGCCAUCCUGAACCCACCUCAGCCGUGGGCAAGCCAGCUCAGUGGUGAGAGAGACUCUGUAGUAUCCCUGUCUGCAGCAGGCCCCACCUCUAGGGUCCAGGUUCCAUGGAGACACUCAUGCUAGUUUUAGCUUUGCUCAGAGCCCACCAUGUGUCCUCAAGUCUGUGCUCCCCAGAACUUGGAAGUAACAGCUUUUAUGUGAACAGUUUGCAUGAAGUCACAGCGCAGCACUUGGUGACUCGGAGCUCAACGGAAUAGGCAGGUUAGCAGUACUUGUAUGGAAGACGCUUCUGCACUGCUUGGUUCAGCCAGCUGAACUUAACUUUUCCUGACCUUGGAGCUGAUGGGUAGCACUGUGGUUGUUGGGCCUGUGACUCCCAGAGCCCUUUGUCUGCAGCCAUUAACUCUUUUUCCAUCAUGGCUUUGUCCUUGACCUCCACUGCCUUUGGGAUUCAUGUAGCUGACUUACCACAGUUUUCAUUCCAGUGUUCGACAGCUGCUUUACCAAGAGACUUUUGCCUGUUGGGCCUCUGAGAGCCGGGGAGGACUUGGGGAAUGUUGGUUUGUGUUUCUAUGUCUGUCCAAACAAAGGAUGGCUGUUUCAGACAGCUCUAGUUGUGACUGGAUGUCUUUUUGCUUUACCUGCAUGUGUGAACAUUAUAACCAGGUUGUUUUUAGAAA
Molecule: messenger RNA, 3387 nt
Organism: Cricetulus griseus (Chinese hamster)
Lineage: Eukaryota; Metazoa; Chordata; Mammalia; Rodentia; Cricetidae
Source: RefSeq, a predicted model, not a curated record